ACACACACUGAACCCAUCACAAGAAGAUGGCUGCGCCCUGUAGGAAGAUGGCGAGUCGGUCCUUUUCCCAGCUUUUGUAUUGUUUUAACAGGACAGCCGUCGGGAGCGUGGGAUGUCGCCGGUUUUCCGUCACCCCUGUCGGCAGAGCGAGGCCCCAGGCCGGCCCUGCAGUGGAAAGAGCGACUUCUCCCUGGACUUUGAUGGCCGCGGUGUGUCUGCAGAGGUUGCCAGUCAUUUCAGCGGACGAGAGUCCGAUAGAGCAGCGCUUCAAGCAGAUGAUGCAGCAGAUGGAGCUGGAGAAAAGCGUGCUGUCGGACCACGAGCUGCGGCUGUUGGAGGACGCGGAUAGGAUGAGUCGGAAGCAGGCUGGCGACUAUGACUCGGAUGAGGAGGAGGGCCACGGCGACCAAGAGAUCAUGCUGGGCCAGGACUUGGAGGACACCUGGGAGCAGAGGCUAAAGAACUUCCAGCCUGCCCCGAGGGUCAGAGCCGACGUCGAUAAGGACUUGACCUCGGUGCAGCGCUGUCUGGCCGACUCGCUGGUGCUGCUGGCCGAGCAGCAGGUGGGAGCAGAGAAGCUGUGGCUGCUGCCUCAGGCUGCGUGGCAGGAGGGAGAAACGCUGCGACAGACGGCGGAGAGAGCGCUCGGCUCCGUGACAGCAGCUGAUCUCAAGGCGACCUUCCUCGGCAACGCUCCCUGUGGGGUCUACAAGUACAAACUGCCCAAAGCCGCUCGGACGGAGAGUUCAGUCGGAACGAAGGUGUUCUUCUUCAAAGCCGUCCUGGCUGACAGCGCUCCGGCAAAAGCUCCAAACACGGCCUUGCUUUGGGUGAAGAAGAGUGAGGUGCAGAAAUACCUGAAACCAGCAUACGCGAUGAAGGUUGACCGCUUCAUCCUCAGCCUGUGACCAGGGACUCAGAGAAUAUUCAUCAGGCUAAGAUUGUUACCUUUGUUGCUGUCAUCCACUUUCAAUAAAUACUCUGUUGUUCAGUGACAA
Messenger RNA from Fundulus heteroclitus (mummichog), 998 nucleotides. It is a transcript of the gene mrpl46, whose product is annotated as mitochondrial ribosomal protein L46. The transcript has 4 exons. Gene Ontology annotation, molecular function: structural constituent of ribosome. The record is from RefSeq and is a predicted model, not a curated record. Lineage: Eukaryota; Metazoa; Chordata; Actinopteri; Cyprinodontiformes; Fundulidae. Gene Ontology annotation, cellular component: mitochondrial large ribosomal subunit. Bases 27 to 908 code for a protein of 293 amino acids.